Molecule: messenger RNA, 1500 nt
Organism: Lodderomyces oxycetoniae
Lineage: Eukaryota; Fungi; Ascomycota; Pichiomycetes; Serinales; Debaryomycetaceae
Exons: 1
Coding region: 1-1500 (499 amino acids)
Biological process (GO): DNA repair; DNA synthesis involved in DNA repair; DNA-templated DNA replication
Cellular component (GO): nucleus
Molecular function (GO): four-way junction helicase activity; single-stranded DNA helicase activity; ATP hydrolysis activity
Source: RefSeq, a predicted model, not a curated record
AUGACUAUUAGUGAAGAUAUCACUCUUCCUAGUUUCAGAGCCCAAUACCUAGACGUUCUGCUUUCGGAAGCUGUUCGACCAACUUCAUUGGAAAGUUAUUUUGGGCAGGAUCAUCUACUUAAUUGCAGAAAUGGGUUGAUUAGAAACUAUAUAAGAUUGGGAUAUUUGCCAUCUAUGCUCCUUGUUGGUCCACCAGGUUACGGCAAAACAACUUUAGCAAGAAUCCUUCCAAUAGCAUGCGGGUACUCUCCAGAUUCAAUUUACGAGAUUUCGGCAACCACUUUAACUACUGAGUUUUUUAGACAACUAGUAUCGUUGAAGAAGGACCAACAACAAUCAAUCGUAUUCAUUGAUGAAAUUCAUCGUUUGACUAAACAGCAACAGGAAUGGCUCUUACCGUAUAUGGAAGAUGGUAGAAUUGUUUUGAUAGGCGCAACUACUAUUACAAGGCCCCAGAGGAGAAUACGAAAAGCAAUACUUUCACGGUGCCAGGUGUUUACCUUGAACAAAUUGACUUUUAACGAGUUCAAUGCCAUGUUGUGCUGGGCAAUAGGAUUUGAAAAUUUGAAAAGAAAGUACUUUUAUCGUUGCGGGAAGAUAUCGUUUGAUAGCAAAUGUUUGGAAAUGAUUAUCGAUCAUGCUAAUGGGGAUUCAAGGACAGCUAUCAAUUUUAUUGAGCUAGUUAGCCAGCUGUUUAAAAGUCAAGAGGAACCAAGUUUCAAUUUAUCGUGGAACGAUAUAAGUUCAUUUUGGGAAAACACCCUGCUGAGCAUGUCUGUCGACAUAAAUACAAGAAAAAAGCUUUACGAACAGUUAUGGGAAAGGAUGAAACUUUACUUUCUGCUACGCCAGGAGAGAAGCAAAAGUACAUUGGAUCAAAUUAGUUAUAAUGGCAAUAUUGAGGAGUAUGACUUGCAAAUGCAAGUCUCAGAUAAUAGUGAUAUUGACAGCGGAUACAGUAGCAAUGAUGAUGAUAACAACAAUAACAGUAAUAAUAAUAAUGAUGAUGAUGAUGCACUUGUGGCCUCAAUAUAUUAUGCAUUAUUGAUCCUUGAAACUGGUGUCUCUCCUAGACAACUAUUUAAACAGAUUUUAUUAUUUGCUUUUGAAAGCAAAGAGUUGUCACUUUUACCAUUGCGUGCGCUUUUAUCACUUUGCAAGAAAUACCAGUUUGAAACGGGUGAUAACAUUAACAAAGGUCUCUCUGAUAUUAUUGAGAUAAUCGGUAGUGCUCAGAUUGAAUAUGGUGGAGAAAUUGCUGAUCAUUUCCAUCUACUAUACAAUUACCACGAAGAAGUCAAGAAAAUGGAGGAGAAGAUGGAAAAACAACAACAACAACAACAACAACAACAAUUGACAGAAAACGACGUUGUUGUUGUUUCAUUUAGUGAGAACGAUAUCAGCGCUGUAGAAACAGAACCUAAAUUCGAAGUUGAUACUACAACUUUGCAUAUCACUUCUCCUGAAAUAAUCUUUGACAUCCCCCAACAACUCAGUUAA